Molecule: messenger RNA, 6357 nt
Organism: Pyricularia pennisetigena
Lineage: Eukaryota; Fungi; Ascomycota; Sordariomycetes; Magnaporthales; Pyriculariaceae
Exons: 8
Coding region: 1-6357 (2118 amino acids)
Molecular function (GO): iron ion binding; glutamate synthase (NADH) activity; iron-sulfur cluster binding
Source: RefSeq, a predicted model, not a curated record
AUGGGCCUGACGGCGGAUUUUGACGAUCGACAGACGCACAUCGAGGCUGAAAGCAAUGAAUAUCAUCCUUAUGAAUAUCAAACGGAGAAUAACUCCUCCUGGGCAGGAGCUCUCCCCGUGAAACAGGGUCUCUAUGAUCCUGAUUUGGAAAAAGAUGCUUGUGGUGUAGGCUUUGCAUGCCACAUCAAGGGCAAGCCAAGCCACAAAAUCGUUAGCGAUGCACGCAACCUGCUGUGUAACAUGACCCAUAGAGGUGCUGUUGGUUCUGACGCGAGAGAUGGCGAUGGUGCCGGUGUUAUGACCUCUAUUCCUCACAAGUUUUUCAUCAAGAACUUUGAGCGCGAGGUGGACAUCAAGCUGCCCCCUCUGGGCCAGUAUGCUGUUGGUAACCUGUUUUUUAAACCUGAUCAAGAGACGCUCCACGAGUCCAAGCGGCAAUUGGAAGACAUUGCCGAGUCACUUGGACUCCGUGUUUUGGGAUGGCGAGAGCCUCCCGUCGACUCUACUCUUCUUGGCCCUGCUGCCAAGUCCCGAGAGCCCAUCAUCAUGCAGCCUUUUGUUGUUCUCACCUCAGCCUAUGGUGCCGGAAAUGCCCCCGAGACGACUGAUCCCGAGAAAUUCGAUGAGAGACUGUUUGAGAGGCAGUUGUACGUUCUGCGAAAGCGGGCCACGCACACCAUUGGGCUUCAGAACUGGUUUUACCUCUGUUCGCUGUCGAACAAGAACAUUGUCUACAAGGGUCAGCUAGCGCCUGUGCAAGUCUAUGAGUACUAUCAUGAUUUGGUCAAUGCGGAUUACGAGGCUCACUUUGCCCUCGUCCACUCGCGUUUCUCUACCAACACUUUCCCCUCUUGGGAUCGUGCACAGCCUCUUCGCUGGGCUGCUCACAACGGCGAGAUCAACACUCUGCGCGGAAACAAGAACUGGAUGCGUGCUCGCGAGGGUGUCAUGCAAUCUGACAUCUUUGGUGACGAACUUGAGCUGCUUUACCCCAUCGUUGAGGACGGCGGUUCGGACUCUGCUGCUUUUGACAACGUGCUUGAGCUGCUCACGAUCAACGGCGUGCUGUCUCUUCCAGAGGCUGUCAUGCUGAUGGUCCCCGAGGCAUGGCAGGGUAACGACCACAUGGAUCCCAAGAAGGCUGCAUUUUACGAAUGGGCUGCUUGUCAAAUGGAACCCUGGGACGGCCCUGCCCUUUUCACUUUCGCAGAUGGCCGCUUCUGCGGUGCCAAUCUGGACCGCAACGGACUCAGGCCCUGCCGUUUCUACGUCAUGGAUGACGACCGCAUAAUCUGCGCUUCCGAGGUCGGCACUAUUCCUGUCGACCCAGAAAGGGUCAUUCAGAAAGGCCGUCUCCAGCCUGGAAAGAUGCUUUUGGUGGACACUGUCGCAGGGCGCAUCAUCGACGACAGCGAACUCAAGGCGGCUGUUUCGAGUCGCCAGGACUUCCGCUCUUGGUUGGACAAGGAGCUUAUCAGCCUUCCGACUCUCGUUGACUCAAUCGCACAGGACAAGACUAUUCAACUCGAGGCCAAGCCUGACGCCACCGCUCUUCAGGAGGAUCCUAUGCUGCAUGCAUUUGGAUACACCUUUGAGCAGGUUAGCUUGCUGCUUGCUCCAAUGGCACAGGAUGAGAAGGAGGCGUUGGGCUCCAUGGGCAACGACUCACCGCUUGCCUGUCUUUCCCAGGCACCUCACCUUCUAUACGAGUACUUCAGGCAGCUUUUCGCCCAGGUCACCAACCCGCCUAUUGAUCCCAUCCGAGAGUCUGUCGUUAUGUCUCUCGAGUGCUACGUGGGCCCGCAGGGUAACCUCCUGGAGAUGGAUGCUUCGCAAUGCGGAAGACUUCUGCUCCCAAGCCCUAUUCUCUCGAUUCCGGAGUUCAAUGCGAUUAAGAACAUGCCUAAGCUGUACCCUGAGUGGACGGUCAAGGUCAUUGAUAUCACGUUCCCCAAGAAAGAAGGUGUUGAGGGAUACAUGAGGCACCUCGACUACAUCUGCAACGAGACUACUGCUGCUAUUGAGAACCGAGACCGCGUCAUUGUGCUUUCUGACCGCAACACCUCGGCCGAUCGGGUAGCUGUAUCUGCUCUGCUGGCUUCUGGCAUGGUCCACCAUCAUCUUGUUAGCAACAAGUGGCGUUCUAUGGCUGCACUUGUUGUCGAGACCGCGGAGGCUCGUGAGGUUCAUCACAUGUGUGUGCUUCUUGGAUAUGGUGCUGACGCCGUCAACCCUUACUUGGCUAUGGAGUGUAUUCUGAAGCUCAACCGCGAAAAGCUCAUCAAGAAGGAGCUCACAGACGAAAUGCUCAUCUACAACUACAAGCACUCUUGUGAUGGUGGCAUUCUCAAGGUCAUGAGCAAGAUGGGAAUUUCAACCUUGGCCAGUUACAAGGGCGCUCAGAUCUUUGAGGCCCUCGGUGUUGAUGACAGCGUGGUCGAACGCUGCUUCAGAGGUACGGCCUCGCGAAUCAAGGGUGUAACCUUUGAGAUCAUUGCCGAGGAUGCUUUCCGUUUUCAUGAGCGUGGAUUCCCUUCGCGUCACACUGUCACUGUUCCUGGUCUCCCAGAGUCAGGCGAGUACCACUGGCGCGAUGGUGGAGAGCCUCACAUCAACGACCCUACGUCGAUUGCCAACAUUCAGGAUGCGGUUCGUACCAAGAAUGACAAGUCAUACGAGGCCUACUCUCGGUCAGAGUAUGAGCAGAUCAAGGCUUGCACGCUCCGUGGCAUGCUUGACUUCAGCUUUGACGACGCUACCCCUGUUCCCAUUGAUCAGGUCGAGCCGUGGACCGAGAUUGUGCGCCGCUUCUGCACUGGCGCCAUGUCUUACGGCUCCAUCUCCAUGGAGUCGCACUCGACCUUGGCUGUUGCCAUGAACCGCUUGGGUGGCAAAUCCAACACCGGAGAGGGCGGUGAAGACCCGGAACGCUCUCAGCGUAUGCCUAAUGGCGACACAAUGCGCUCUGCUAUCAAGCAGGUUGCCAGUGGACGCUUUGGUGUCACUUCGGCAUAUCUGGCCGACUCCGAUGAACUGCAGAUCAAGAUGGCCCAGGGUGCCAAGCCCGGCGAGGGUGGUGAGCUCCCCGGCCACAAGGUGUCCAAGUCCAUCGCGCGCACACGUCACUCAACACCCGGCGUGGGACUUAUCUCACCUCCGCCCCAUCACGACAUCUACAGUAUCGAGGAUCUGAAGCAGCUUAUUUACGACCUGAAGUGCUCCAGUCCUCGUUCUCGCGUCUCUGUCAAGCUCGUGUCCGAGACUGGUGUUGGUAUCGUCGCCUCUGGAGUUGCCAAGGCCAAGGCUGAUCACAUUCUGAUUUCGGGCCACGAUGGAGGCACCGGUGCGUCGCGCUGGACUGGUAUCAAGUAUGCCGGUCUUCCUUGGGAGCUGGGUCUGGCGGAGACUCACCAGACUCUGGUCCUUAACGAUCUGCGUGGUCGUGUCGUUGUCCAGACCGAUGGUCAGCUGCGCACUGGUCGUGAUGUUGCCAUCGCCUGCCUACUUGGAGCAGAGGAAUGGGGCUUUGCCACGACUCCUCUGAUCGCUAUGGGCUGCAUUAUGAUGCGCAAAUGUCACUUGAACAGCUGUCCCGUGGGAAUCGCUACCCAGGAUCCGGAGCUGCGCAAGAAGUUUAAGGGCACCCCUGAGCACGUGAUUAACUUCUUCUACUACAUUGCCAACGAGCUCCGUGCCAUCAUGGCCAGGCUGGGAUUCCGCACCAUCAACGAGAUGGUUGGCCACGCUGAGAUGCUGAAAGUCCGGGACGAUCUCCGCACCAACAAGACUGAGAACAUUGACCUGUCUCUGAUUCUCACGCCUGCCCACAAGCUCCGCCCUGGCGUGGCUACGUUCAACGUUCGCAAGCAAGACCACCGUCUUUACGUGAGAAUGGACAACAAGCUUAUUUCCGAGGCUGAGCUUACCCUGGACAAGGGCCUGCCGUCCCGUAUUGAGUGUGACGUGGUCAACACGGAUCGAGCGUUGGGCACCUCGCUGUCCUACCAGAUCUCCAAGAAGUACGGUGAGGCUGGUCUGCCUAUGGAUACCGUCCACGUCAACAUUAAGGGGUCAGCUGGCCAGUCCUUCGGUGCCUUCCUUGCACCUGGCGUCACAUUGGAGCUUGAGGGUGAUGCCAAUGACUAUGUUGGUAAGGGUCUUUCCGGUGGUCGUCUGGUGAUUUACCCGCCCCGUUCGGCCGUGUUUAAGGCUGAGGAGAACGUUCUCAUCGGCAACACCUGCUUGUACGGAGCGACCAGCGGUAGCUGUUUCUUCCGUGGCGUUGCUGCCGAGCGCUUUGCCGUCCGCAACUCGGGUGCCACUGCGGUCGUUGAGGGUGUUGGUGACCACGGUUGUGAGUACAUGACUGGUGGCCGCGUGGUGGUUCUGGGCAGCACUGGGCGCAACUUCGCAGCUGGUAUGUCGGGCGGCAUUGCCUACGUUCUUGACAUCCACCACGACUUCAUGUCCAAGCUCAACAUGGAGAUGGUUGAAGCGUCUGGCCUCGAAGACCCUGAGGAGAUCGCAUACGUUCGGGGCCUUAUCGAGGAUCACCACCACUACACCGGCUCAGAGCUGGCCGCCCGCAUCCUUGUUGACUUCAACCGCGCUCUGCCACGCUUCAUCAAGGUUUUGCCAGUUGACUACAAGCGUGUCAUUCAGGAGGAGGCUGCAAAGGCAGCUGAGGCCAAGCGAGCCGAAUACAGCCUUCCUGUACUGCCCAGCCACCCGCCCAAGAAGGAUGAGAAGGCAGCCAAGCUCCAGGAUAUCGAGGAGACCAUUGGAGAUGCCGCUGCAGACAAGAAAAAGGCUCUCAAGCUUGACAAGACCAAGGGUUUCAUGAAGUACCACCGCCAGAACGAGAAAUACCGCAGUUCCAAGACCCGCACCAAGGACUGGGCUGAGAUCUCGAGCCGCCUUGAUGAGGAUCAGCUCAAGUACCAGACCGCCCGCUGCAUGGACUGUGGUGUUCCUUUCUGCCAGUCCGAUACAGGUUGCCCGAUCUCCAACAUUAUCCCUAAAUGGAACGAAUUGGUAUUCCGGGGACAAUGGCGCGAUGCUCUCAACCGUCUGCUCAUGACGAACAACUUCCCCGAGUUUACUGGCCGUGUGUGUCCCGCACCGUGUGAGGGGGCUUGUGUGUUGGGAAUCAACGAGGACCCUGUUGGCAUCAAGUCUAUCGAGUGUGCCAUAAUCGACCGCGGUUUUGAGAAGGGCUGGAUGGUACCCCAACCCCCCAAGGUCCGCACUGGCAAGACCGUUGCCGUUAUUGGUUCUGGCCCUGCUGGUCUUGCUGCUGCCGACCAGCUGAACAAGGCGGGUCACCUCGUAACUGUUUACGAACGCUCCGAUCGCCUUGGUGGUCUGCUCAUGUAUGGUAUUCCCAACAUGAAGCUGGACAAGCGUAUUGUUAAGAGGCGAACCGACUUUAUGGCCGCCGAGGGCAUUCAGUUCAAGACGGGUGUUGAUGUGGGCAAUGGUGACGUGACUCUAGCGUCCCUGAAGGCUUCUCACGACGCUGUGGUUAUCUGCACUGGUGCCACAGUUGCCCGUGACCUUCCUAUCAAGGGUCGCAACCUGGAGGGCGUACACUUUGCUAUGGAGUUCCUCCACAAGAACACCAAGUCGCUGCUCGACUCGGAGCUGACUGAUGGCUCUUACAUCUCGGCCAAGGACAAGAACGUUGUUGUUAUCGGCGGUGGUGAUACCGGCAACGACUGCAUCGGUACUUCGGUCCGCCACGGCGCCAAGUCUGUCAUCAACUUCGAGCUGCUCCCGCAGCCACCCCCUGAGCGGGCCAAUGACAACCCCUGGCCGCAGUGGCCUCGCAUCUACCGGGUUGACUAUGGCCACUCAGAGGUGCGCCAGCACAUGGGCAAGGAUCCUCGUGAGUACUGCAUCAUGUCCGAGGAGUUCGUCGACGAUGGCUCUGGCAAGGUAAAGGGUAUCAACACUGUACGUGUGGAGUGGACCAAGUCAGCUAGUGGCGGCUGGGACAUGAAGAAGGUUGAGGGAUCGCAGCAAUUCUUCCCUGCCGACCUUGUUCUUCUCUCUAUGGGUUUCCUGGGCCCUGAGGCGCGUGUUCUGGGCGACGACAUUGAGAAGGAUGCCCGAAAGAACGUCAAGACAGCUCCGGGCAAGUACUCGACCAAUAUGGAGGGUGUUUUUGCUGCUGGUGACUGCCGCAGAGGCCAGUCCUUGAUCGUUUGGGGUAUCAACGAGGGCAGGCAAGCCGCCCGCGAGAUUGAUCUGUACUUGGAGAAGUACACCAGUCUGCCGGUUACUGGUGGUAUCGUCAAGCGCACAGCGCAGGAGAUCUUCAGCGCAGUUAAGCCUGUUGCACCUGUCAUGGCCUAA